This is a messenger RNA of Pseudoliparis swirei, 1814 nucleotides long. Its product is annotated as CXXC-type zinc finger protein 5-like. The transcript is spliced from 2 exons. Gene Ontology annotation, molecular function: zinc ion binding; methyl-CpG binding. The record is from RefSeq and is a predicted model, not a curated record. The coding region runs from base 374 to 1258 and encodes 294 amino acids. Gene Ontology annotation, cellular component: nucleus. NCBI's taxonomy places the organism in Eukaryota, Metazoa, Chordata, Actinopteri, Perciformes, Liparidae.
CUCAGGCUGCAGAGUCCACUUCGCAUUUUGAGCGACGCCCCCAAAUUCCGUGCAGAGUGUUUGCAGACCCUCCGGGACGGAGAGGUGGAGGAGGAAUCGGCAGCUCCGCCGUCCAUAGACGCCACAAUCACCACGCCAUUAGUUCAUGACUUCAUCAUAUGUUUGACAGGAGAGUUCGGCCCGCAAUUCGGAAGGACUCUGAGGCUGCAGCAGAGAAUGGGAAUAGGGACACAGGCCAAGGCUUGCCAUUUUGGCUGAAGUAACAGCAGGACGGUUGUCAACCCCGCAUCGGCUUCAAUCCCCUUCUCCCUCACCUCUCUUCCCACACAAACAGACACACACGGACAGACACCCCCCGCACACAGCCACUGCUAUGUCCACUGCCGUAGACAUCGCUGGCCCUUCCUCCCCAAAUCAGGCCCAUAGCAGCGCUAAAAUCCCCAAUGCGCCUCUCAGACCCAGCCUUAAGCGCUCCAACCACCCCUACAGCCUCUCCCAUUACAUCUCCACCCCUUCCCCGGCCGUGGACGUCAAAGGCCUGAUCCAGCCCUCCCCGGAGCAGCAGCGGGCAGCCCAGCCCGCGCACGCUAAGCCCCGCCGGGCCCCCUCCUGGCCCGACAUGUGGGAGUCGCCCAGCGGGCUCCACCUGGCCCACGCCGCCGAGCUGCUGAUGCGCGCCGGGCUGCUGGCCCUGACCCCCGCCACCACAGAGCAGGCCGGCCUAGGUGCGCCGAGCAGCCAGCCGGUGAAACGGGAGGCUAUAGAGGCGAAGGGGGACGUGGAGGGAGGCGCAUCGGGGCCCGAGGAGGAGGAGGAGGACUCCGCCGGAUGCGGCACCGACUUCCAACCCUUCCUGGGCGCCUGGUUCCCCUUCAGCCCCACUCUGUUCCCCCUGGCCGGCUUCCAGAUGGGGGGAGGCCACUGGAGGAGCGCGGCCAUGGGAGCGGAGGGCAUCGAGGGGCUGGUGGCCGAGGGCUACUCACCCGGCUCUCUGGGCGGCGGCGGCGGCGGGAGGAGGAAGAGGAAGAGGUGCGGCGAGUGCGUACCGUGCCGGCGUCAGACGAACUGCGACCAGUGCAGCAGCUGCCGCAAUCGCAAGAGGGGACACCAGAUCUGUAAAUACAGGAAGUGCGAGGAGCUGAAGAGGAAGCCAGGAGGUCCUGGGUUCGAGAGCAGAGUGUCCGGGUUUGAUCUGAGGGGCUCAGACUUUACUUUGGGUCUUGCACAGGAGAGAAGCAACGGCGCUUUGGAUGGAUAGUAAUGUACGUGGGGGGCAGCAUUUGUCAGAGGAUCCCGGUUGGAUGAUUGUUGAGGAGCUGCAGCUGAUACAAACACACAGGACACCAUGUGAACACACUGUGGUUCGGGAGGUCUUCGGAUCUCGUGUUUUCAACGAGGAGCCGCAGCUCCGCUUGAGAAUGUCCACACUCGUUUCCCCAUCCUUUCUUUUGACAAUCAGUGAAUUGGAGAGGAGAGAAAGAAGGAUACCAAUGUGUGUCAAUAUUUAGAUGACGACAAAAAAAAAAUGCUGUAAAUAGACUGUAAAUAUCUGGAAAACAUUAUGUCUUUUUUUACAUCCCUUUCCAGUUUGGAUGUAUUGUGUUUCAAACUUUAAAAAAAAAAAAAAAAGAAGAGAAAAAAAAGGAGCCAAAUGUUUUUGUUUCUAAUGGGGAGUUUUUUUGUUUCUGUUGUUCUGACGUCACUGCAUCAGUAAGAAAUGAAUGAGUUCAGCCGAGGCUAAAUUAUUUCAUGUGCAACUUGUACUGUAUAGCUCUGUUUGCUCUUUUGAAAUAAAAGAAAUUGGCCAUGUGUAA